Molecule: messenger RNA, 1464 nt
Organism: Lontra canadensis (Northern American river otter)
Lineage: Eukaryota; Metazoa; Chordata; Mammalia; Carnivora; Mustelidae
Gene: HAO2
Product: hydroxyacid oxidase 2
Exons: 8
Coding region: 127-1188 (353 amino acids)
Molecular function (GO): FMN binding; oxidoreductase activity
Source: RefSeq, a predicted model, not a curated record
AACUCCUGGAGUUUUGGGUAGUGACUUAGGUUUCCUGCCACGUCCAGCAGUGAGCCAAGAUUUCCACAGCUGCCUCUGGACACCACUCUCCCCAGGGACUGGAAGACGCUAACAUCAGGUCCAGAAAUGCCCUUGGUGUGUUUGACAGAUUUUCAGGCUUAUGCCCAGGAUCAUCUAUCUAAGUCAACUUGGGAUUUUAUUGAAGGAGGAUCUGAUGAAUGCUUCACCCGGGAUGAUAACAUCGCAGCAUUUAAAAAAAUCCGCCUUCGCCCCCGGUACCUGAGAGAUGUGCGAGAGGUGGACACCCGGACCACAAUCCAAGGGGAGGAGAUCACGGCCCCCAUUUGCAUCGCGCCCACGGGUUUCCACUGCCUCGUCUGGCCGGAUGGAGAAAUGAGCACAGCCAGAGCUGCCCAAGCGGCCGGGAUCUGCUACAUCAUCAGCACCUAUGCCAGCUGCUCCCUUGAAGAUAUUGUGGCUACUGCCCCCAGGGGCCUCAAGUGGUUCCAACUCUACCCAACAUCAGACCGGCAGCUCAACAAACAGCUGGUCCAGAGGGCUGAAGCCCUGGGUUUCAAAGCUCUGGUCAUCACUGUGGAUACACCCAAAAUGGGCAACAGGAGAUGCGACUUUCGAAACCAACUAGACUUACAGAGGAACUUACUGCUGAAAGACCUUCGCUCACCAAAGGAGAGACAUACAACGCCUUAUUUCCAGAUGUCCCCCAUUGACUCAUCCUUCUGCUGGAAUGAUAUCACCUGGCUUCAGAGCCUAACUCGACUGCCCAUCAUCCUUAAAGGGAUUUUGACGAAAGAGGAUGCAGAGUUAGCUGUGAAACACAAUGUCCAUGGCAUCAUUGUUUCCAACCAUGGCGGGAGGCAGCUUGAUGACGUUCCUGCUUCUAUUGAUGCCUUGACAGAAGUGGUGGCCGCUGUGAAAGGGAAAAUGGAAGUGUACCUGGACGGUGGGAUCCGAACUGGCAAUGACGUGCUCAAGGCGCUGGCCCUUGGGGCUAAGUGUGUCUUUCUAGGGAGACCAAUCCUGUGGGGUCUUGCCUAUAAGGGUGAACAUGGCGUUGAGGAAGUUUUGAACCUUAUAAAAAAUGAAUUCCACACUUCCAUGAGCCUCACAGGUUGCCAGUCGGUUGCCGAAAUCAAUCAGGACCUGGUCCAGUUCUCCAGGUUGUAAAGAAAAAGAGCUAAUGACCAGACCGCUGAGGUUGCCCACAGAGGGAGACAAGCCCAAAGCAUGGUGUGUGAUGUCCUCCUGCCUUGGCCAUCCUGUCCAGAGGCUCAUCCCCUGCAUCGUCGAUCAUUCUACCCCUUGUGCUUCAGGCCCUCCAAACCCCUCCUCUUCCUAAAAUGUGACAUGCUCUUCUUUGCCUCACUACUUGUUAGAUGCUCUUGCUUAAAACUGUGCUCUGAAAGAAAAAAUGUUAAAAACGUGGAUCAACAAUGACUAAAA